CUUUGGCAGAAAAAGGUGGAACAUCACCAAAGACAACCAGUAAGCACUGAUGAGAGGAUUUGCAGUUAAGUUAAAAAUGGAUCGCAACGUGACUCUGAUUCUCUUCUUCUUUGGAUUUUGCAUCCCCUCGUCUCUCGUCCUUCGUCAGUUCCACUAUGUCAACCUGAAAAUGAACUGGACCGGCGCUCAGCAUUACUGCAGAGUGAAAUACACUGACCUGGCUACCUUCGAAAGCAUGGAGCACAUAAGCAGGUUGAACAGACCUACAUUGGACACCCCAGUGGCAUGGAUCGGACUGAGGGAUGACCCAAAAUCCUGGAAGAGAAUCGUGGGCAAUGACGGCAACUCCUGGAGAUGGUCAGCAACUGGUGAAAUGAGCAAAACUGGUUAUGAAAACUGGCUGUCCGGCGAACCAAAUAAUGUAUAUGCAGAGUAUUGUGCGCAGAUGAACUCAGGCAGUUUAUGGAAUGAUGUGUCCUGUGAAGACUUGAGAAGUUUUGUUUGUUAUACAGAGACAGAAACAAAUGAGAAGACCUAUGUGUUCGUCUCAACUCCGCAAACGUGGACUGACGCCCGCGAUUAUUGCAGAGAACACCACACAGACUUGCCUAUGAUCGAGAACUCUGUAGAAAACACAAAUGUCUUUAAUGCAAAACCAGCCAGUUAUAUAAUAUGGAUUGGUCUGUACCGAGUGCCAUGGACUUGGUCCGACAACAGCAGCAGCUCAUUCAGAAACUGGCAAAGUGGAGCGCUAAAUAACGAGGCCCUUGUCCAGUACUGUGCGACUGAGAAUGCUCUACAUGAAUGGGAUGACAACGACUGUAAGCUCGAAUACGCUUUCAUCUGCCAUGAAGAUCGACUAAAAGUGCAGAACGUGGUGAGGAUGAAGAUUCAGACUGGCGCUGACAUGACAGAUCUGGCUACUAACACCCAGAUCUUCGAACAGCUUGGUGCAGUGCUAAAACGUUUGGGACUAGUUGACUUCAAGCUGCAGUGGAAGAUUCAGCCCAGAAAACAGGAGAAAGAGAAACUCACAGGACCUUAGUGCAUUUUACAUUUUUAACAUAUUUGUUUGCAACUCAGCCAUCAUGUUUCAAUAAUUGAUAAAUUAAGAUGAUUGGAUGACACAUUUGAUGACCAAUAAUGCUGUUAAUCUAAAAUACACCUUUUCUUCUGAAUUAUGAUAUAACGACUUUGUUGUGUUGUUAAUGAAGUAGUAGUAUGUAUUUAAUUAUAGUAGACUACAAUAAUAUAAUAAUAUGAGAUAGUUAGGCUUUUUUGUUGUGUGCCACACAUUGACUUAUAUUUCUUGCUGCAACCCCGUCUCCAAGAAAUUACAUUUACAUACAACUAAUUUGCUCCAGCAAAUGUGUUUUGGGGUGAACAUAAUGCGUUCCUGUGUAAUUUUUAUUAACAUAAAGAGGAAAUGUUGUUAAUUGACAUAUGUGGCAAGUCAGAAAAUGUUGAUACUAUGUUCACUGACAAUGUAUUUCAUUUGUUUUCCGCUUGUAGUGACUACAGCAUUAUUAAGCUUUUAUCAAGGUUAUGUUAAGGCAUUCGCAGUAUGGAACCCCAAAAUGUUCAAUAUUAAAUAAAUAACAAUUACAUUUUGAAAUAAUAAUCAUAUAACUAAGUUGUGUAAAAUACAUAAAUGAACCAACAAUUUGUGAAAUAAUUGAAAAACUUAUUAAAACUCCACUCAUUAAUGUUA
This is a messenger RNA of Siniperca chuatsi (mandarin fish), 1711 nucleotides long. RefSeq names its product macrophage mannose receptor 1-like. NCBI's taxonomy places the organism in Eukaryota, Metazoa, Chordata, Actinopteri, Centrarchiformes, Sinipercidae. The coding region runs from base 50 to 1045 and encodes 331 amino acids. The transcript is spliced from 6 exons. The record is from RefSeq and is a predicted model, not a curated record.